AUGGAAUUAAGAGAAGUUCCUAACUCCCCCCCCCUCCGAGAGUGAACAAAACCAUUAGAAAAAUCGCUAUUUUUUGCCCAAAAAAUCCACCCUCCGUGAGUGAACAAAAAUUGUUUUAAUAGAAAAAUUUUUAAUGGAAAAAAAUUUUGAUAUAUAAAUGAUAAUUAGUAUAAUGAAAUAUAGAGCUAAUUCUGUUUAAUUUUAAACAAAUUGCGUUUUAAAAUAUAAAUUUUAUAGAUUAAAUUAAUAUUUGCUUUCCAAUUUUUGCAAAUUAGGAUUUUUUUAAAUUUCGAAAAACAAAAUUUUCUAUAAAAUUUAUAUAUAAUUUUUUUUUAAAAAACAAAUUAACCCCCCUCCGUGAGUGAACAAAAUUUUUUUGUUCACUCACGGAAGGGGGGAGUAAAGAAAAGUAAUUAUAAUGCCAGGUUCCAAAAAGAGCUCCACCUAAAAGCAGUCAAAGUGCCUUUAAAAGAAUGCAAUAAUUUAAAGCAAGACCACAGAUCACUGCUAUUAAAGAUUCAUAAACAAGAAAACACAAUCGCAUGCCCUGGUUCCAAAGACCACAAGUUAUUACUAUUAGAUCCUUCAAUAGCCGAAAUCCCUGAAACACUAAUAAACUACGAAAUUCUCCCACACACAAUUUUAUUAGGAUACGACCAUUUUUCUGCAGAAGAAGUUUUAACUCCCCCCCCCUUUAAAUUGGAACAAAAUAUCGGUAAAAUUUCCACGUUUUUGGUAAAUUAACCCCCCUUUAAAUUGGAACAAAAUUUAAUUUUAUAAUAAAAAAUUAUAUAUAAUUUUUAUCUAAAAAGUUUUGAUAUAAGCUAAAUGUUUCUUAACUAAAAUUAAAAAUUUAGUUAUAUCUUGCUCUUUUUUAAAGAAACAAAGUAUAAAGAGCAUCUUAUUUAAAUAAAUUUAUUAUCGUUAAUUGCUAAAUUUUAAAAAAAAUUUAUUUUUUUUUUUAAAAAAUUUCCAAAAAAAUUUUUGUUUUUGUUGAUAGAAACGAUAUUUUUUAUUUGGAUAGUUUUGAUAUAAAUUAAAUAGGAAUUCUUUAUAAAAUUUCAAAAUUUACUUAUUUCUUGCUUUAUUUUAAAGAAUAGAGUAUAAAUAACAUCUUAUUUAAACAAAAUUAGCACUUUGAUCGAUAAAUUUUCUAAAAUUUUUUUUUUUAUUUUUUUUUAUCAAAAAAAAAUAAUAAUUUUUGUGUAAAUAAUUUUGAUACCAAUUAAUAGUGGCGUAUUAACUAAUAAUGAAAAUUUAGUUAUAUCUUGCUUUUUUUUAAUGGAUAAAGAGUAAAUAGCAUUUUAUUAAACAAAUUUUAUAAUCUAACUCGAUAAGUUUUUGAAUUUUUUUUUUUUAAAUUUUUAUAUAUAAAAUUUUUUUUUAUAUAAAAAUUUUAUAUUGAUAUUUUUUUAAAAAAAAAAAAAUUAACUCCCCUUUAAAUUGGAACAAAAUUUUUAGUUCCAAUUAAAGGGGGGGGGGAGUAAGAGAAAUUCUUCCUAAUGGCACAGUGAUCCCAACAGGGUUUGAAACAAUUGGCCACAUUGCCCAUUAUAAUUUAAAGCCUGAACAUAUGCCAUAUCGAUAUAUAAUCGGACAGGUAACAAUAGACGUAAAAAAUAUAUAGAAAAGUCCUUCAAUAAAAACUGUUGUUACAAAAUUAAGCAAAAUCGAGUCAGUUUUCCGAACUUUUGAAAUGGAAGUUAUAGGAGGAGAAGACAAACUUGAUACAGAAGUUGUAAAUUUUAAUUAGAAAGAAGGGAACUGUAUAUUUAACUUCAAUUUCAGAGAUGUGUAUUGGAACUCAAAGCUGGCCUUUGAAAGAAUAAGGGUGGUUGGGACGUUAAAACCUAAUGAAAUUAUAUGUGACAUGUUUGCAGGAGUAGGACCUUUUGCAAUAAAAGCGGCAAAGUUAGGAUGCAGGGUAAUCGCAAAUGACUUAAAUCCCUCAUGCUAUGAAUGGCUUGUAAAAAAUUCAUUGAGAAAUAAAGUGGCUAAAAACCUGUCAGCUUAUAACAUGGACGCCAGAGAGUUUAUUAUACAGCUAUUAAAUACCCCAAGAGAAGAAGUUAAAUGUGAUGAUAUGUUGAGAGCUCCUCCUAUGCAGACACUCCCAAGCGUUUUUCAUCAUAUUUAUAUGAACUUACCUAUGGACGCUAUUGAAUUUCUUGAUGUAUUUAAAUGGAGAUUUAACCCUGAUGUAUGGAAAGAGCUGCCUGUUAUACAUGUUUAUGGGUUUUCUUCAGUUCCAAAUGGGAGUGAGCUUGUUGAUAGGAUUAAAGCAGCUUGGGGGGAUUUUGAUACAUCUAAUUUUAAACUGGUGACUGUUCGUGAUGUAUCGCCUAGAAAAUUCAUGUUUUGCGUGGAGUUUAGGAUUCCAGAAGAAAUAGCGUUUAACCCGAAAAGAGCAGGAGAUCAAAUUAGCCCUGAUCCUGAGAAGAAGCAUAAACAUAUUAAUUUAGCUUAG
Blepharisma stoltei is the source of this 2467-nucleotide messenger RNA. Lineage: Eukaryota; Ciliophora; Heterotrichea; Heterotrichida; Blepharismidae. The record is from the annotation of a GenBank genome assembly.